This is a messenger RNA of Epinephelus fuscoguttatus (brown-marbled grouper), 5420 nucleotides long. It is a transcript of the gene miga2, whose product is annotated as mitoguardin 2. The transcript has 16 exons. Lineage: Eukaryota; Metazoa; Chordata; Actinopteri; Perciformes; Serranidae. The record is from RefSeq and is a predicted model, not a curated record. Bases 261 to 2063 code for a protein of 600 amino acids. Gene Ontology annotation, biological process: mitochondrial fusion.
CCCGAGCACAAAGCUAGUGUGCGGCUUUCACUGACUGUGACACAGGAAUGUCCUUCCCUGGCGCCUCGGAUGCUCACGGAUUAUAAAUCUUCAAUCAGAUAUUGGACAACUGGGGAGUAUGAGCUCAGGAGUGGAUGACGGCAGACAAAACAUCAGCAAGCCCUACGCUGGCUGAUCUCAGCGCAGAGACGAGACCUCGUUUAGGGUGAAUGUGAAGGAGCUGUGGUGAGCCGAGGCCUGAAGGCAUUUCCAUUUCUGAGAUGUCAGUCAAACGAGCAGACGGGAUGUCCAUCGCCCAGGCUUUGGCCAUGACUGUCGCAGAGAUACCAGUGUUUCUCUAUUCCACAUUUGGGCAGUCUAUAUUUUCUCAGCUGAAGCUUACCCCAAGCUUGAAGAAGGUGCUGUUUGCCACAGCACUGGGCAGUGUCGCCCUGGCUCUCACCGCUCAUCAGCUGAAAAGACGGGGGAGAAAAAGGAAGCAGGUAACACAAGGGAAGGAGGGCCAGAAGACGGUGGGAAUACCUGAGGCGCUGAUGAAGACAGGGAGACCCUCAUCACUAAAGAGAGGCCCGUUUCCUGGCCGACAGAUGAUGAGUCCCAGCACACGGAGCAAUGACACCAUGAGUGGGAUUUCUUCCCUGGCCCCCAGUAAACACUCAAGUUCCUCACACAGCCUGGCAUCUAUGCGGGUACCAAGCUCUCCAAAUCAGUCUGCCAAUCCAUCCACCCCCUGGGAAGCAGAGCCUGUGGUGGAAGAGUCAGGGGCAGUAGAGGAUGCAAAUGCAGAGAACCUCUAUAUAAUGGGGAUGGAGCUGUUUGAGGAAGCUCUACGAAAGUGGGAACAGGCCCUGAAUAUCCGCCAUCACCCCCACUCGACCUCCAGUAACAACAGCCUCGCUCUGCAGGGGGCAACGUCUGCAGACUUUCCUGUGGUUGAAACUCGUAAUAAAGUGUUUGCUGAGAAGCUGGAGACGCUACUGCACAGAGCGUACCACCUACAAGAGGACUUUGGCAGCAGUAUCCCAACAGACAGCGUACUGGCAGAUUUUGUCAGAGUUUGUGGUGUUCCUUUGGCAGAGAGUGAAGGAACUCUUAUCCUGCCUCAAGUGGAGAGUUUCCACAGACUGCAAGAUGAUGAUGCGACUACUGUUACCUCUGACGAGUCCUUCUUCUCGGCUGCAGAGCUGUUUGAUGCCAUGUCUCUGGAAGAUGUCUACCAGCCACUAAAGCCAUCUGCUCUUUAUGAGGACGCCUUGUCUCUGGUCAGGGAGGGUAAAGUGGCCUACAGGACCUUGAGGACUGAAUUGCUUGAAUGUUAUGGUGACCAAGACUUCCUUGCCAAGCUUCAGUGUGUGAGACAAGCAUUCCAGCUCCUGUUGUUAGAUGAAACUCACCGCACAUUUUUCAUGGAAACCGGGAAGCAAAUGAUUGCAGGGUUGAUGGUGAAGGCAAACAAGAGUCCCAAAGCCUUCCUGGAGAGCUACGAGGACAUGCUGCUUUAUACUCAGAGAGAGGAAACGUGGCCCAUCACUAAGAUGGAGCUGGAGGGCCGAGGGGUUGUGUGCAUGAACUUUUUCGACAUCGUGUUGGACUUCAUCCUCAUGGAUGCAUUUGAAGACCUGGAGAGCCCUCCCUCCUCUGUGGUGGCUGUGUUGAGGAACCGCUGGCUCUCUGACAGCUUCAAAGAGACGGCUCUUGCGACGGCUUGCUGGUCUGUCCUAAAAGCGAAAAGGCGGCUUCUGAUGGUGCCUGAUGGUUUUAUCUCCCACUUCUAUGCCAUAUCAGAACAUGUGAGCCCAGUUUUAGCAUUUGGGUUUUUGGGACCCAGGCAGCACCUAAGUGAAGUAUGCACUAUUUUCAAGCAACAAAUCGUGCAGUACCUUAAGGAUAUGUUUGAUCACGACAAGGUCCGCUUCACCUCUUGUCACUGCUUAGCCGAGGACAUCCUGAACCUUUCCCACCGCCGGAGUGAGAUUUUACUGGGGUAUCUGGGAAUUAAUAGCCUUCUGGAGCUCAAUGGUGCCCUGCCCAGAGACACACAGGGCUCUUCAGGGCCCAAUUAAGACAAGAUAAGGGCUUCAAUGGGCUUGUACAGGCCGAAUGCGGUGAGCUGACCAGUAGGGAGCAACAAGGACUCGCAGCUCAACACUCAUUCUGUAACCACAUUAAGACUGGAUUGAAUCAUGCUCCUGUGACACACUGAGAACCAGCAUCAUUCAUUCAUUUGUGUUCAUCAAACACAACUUGAUAUGAGAAGGAUAUAUUUGCACCAGAUACAGUGUCACUGGUACUAACGAGGGAGACCGCUUGGAUCAAAUGAAUCCAUCUUUCCCUUGUUAUCAGCUGCUGUGUUGCAUAUCAAAAAUGCCUACUGUAGUCAUGUAACCUAAGACAUGUGAGGACUUGUCUCUGCCUUGUUUAGUGACAUGGAUACACACCAGAGUGAAGUGCUCCCAACACAUGAAGACUGGGCCUUCUACCUUGUUGCUCCACAUGGAUCAAGUCUGUUUGGAGAACCAGUGGUGGCAUUGUUACCUUCCAUUCAUUUGACUUGUGGGAUAUCAGUCUUCAUUGUUAUGUGAAAAGAAACGGUGUGAGAGUCUGUCGACACUGUGCGUUUGUAUGCUUUAUAAUAUAGGAGGUUGAAUAUUUGUUAAAACCGUGGUAAUUACUGAGAGGCUUGGCCAGCUGAAGAAUUGUGAUGGACAUAAUGGAUUCAUCUGCUCACUGAUUGCUCUUGAAUCCUUUUUAAUCUGAAGAAACAUGUAUUCCAGUUUGGUUUAAUCGAGCAGCGUAAUAUUUCACAUAUCAAAGAGACUGUUAAAUGCAAAAAGACAUCAUGGGAAAGUAGUAGAGGGUACUAACAUGUUAAUAUUGUCGAGGUUAAACUAUCCCAAAGCUAUAUUUUGACCCCAGACCACAGCUGUCUUCUGUCGCAAAUAUACCUUUCUAAGUCACAAUGAUCCCUCAGAUUUGAUCUGGCAAUAGAUGACAUGAUAUUAUCAGUUUUAAGUGCCGCAGAGGCACAAAAAGAAACUUCCCACCACCGAUAACGCAAUACCAGGUGUGAAGACAUCUGUUUAUCACACAGAGGACUAUCGCAAGUGUCUCAAACAGUGUAACACACCAGUGCUCUCAGGGGGUAGGAACUAACAUUAUAACUUGAAAUCAAACGUAUGAAAUGUGUUAUUUAUUGACUAACACAUUAAAUGUUUCUUCAAAUUUAAACAAUAAAUGUAUUUAUUGUUUUUCAAAUAUUUGGGCCUAACUUGUACAACAUGCUAAGCUUUAAUUCCCUGAAUGAAAGAAAGAAAUUAUUCAAGUGAGACACAAGUUAUAUGAAGAUAUAAAUCAAAUUAUCGAUUUAUUUUUCAUGGCCGACAUUUUGACUUGUCAUAGUAGGAAAAGCACAGGUGCUACUUAAACUCUGUUAGUUCACGUGUCCCACUGAGCUGUGACAGAGAGCCAGAAGGCUGAAACUAAAGCAGCUAAAUGGAAUUCAGACAUAAAUUUUUACACCUGUGCUUUUCUUCCUGUGACCUGUCAGAACGUCUUCCAUGAUGAAGGCCUACGGGUGUGUCACAAAGCACAUGCCGUCGUCUGACAUCUUCAGAGACUUUGUAACAAACAGUCUUGCGUAGAAAUGCACGUUGGUGUUUUCCUUCACUAUACACAUACUAUGUGUCCCUCACUUUGCUCCUGGCAUAUUUUAAAAUUGACACGACCUCUGAAUCCAUCAGUGCCAUGUGCUAGUCUUAGUGAGGAUGUUGUUGUUUUAUUUCAUGAAGGCCUGUGAUAAAGAACUGGGCAUUGUACAGUCGGACUGUAACCUACAUAAGUGCACUGAUGACAACCCCCGACUUCUCUUUGUUUCCCCAAUACUGUGGACUUGUUGGAGCACAGAGAGACACUGAAGGGGCACUAAGAUGCCAAGUAAAUUAAAACAUGGGUAACUCCACUACUGUAAAAGCAGAAAUGUGUUAUGCAGACUGUACUUAUUUGUUUAAGAAGCUGUCAUAUACUAAAUCAUCUAAAUGAAAUAAGAUGAAGAGAUUAUUUAUUGUUAACAGCAGUUGAAGCACAGUGUGAAUGCGCUUAUGGUUUCCUGUGUGAAUGAGAAAAGGGAAGACGUUUCUGUCAAAUCAUUUUGUGGUUUCGUAGAUCUUUCAUUACUUUAAUCAUACAAAUUAGCAGCUCUUUGUUAUUCAUAAUCACGUAAGCCUGUGUCUUGUGGUCUUGAUAAUCCAAAUCCUGCUCUUGUUGCAACACGCUUCUGAAAUUCAGAGCUCAGAAAUGUUACAUGUCGCAAUACAAUACCUUUGUGUUCUCCUUUAAAGAGUAAGCAUUGUGGGGUUGUUUCUGUUUCUGUCUAGGAUUUACUUCCUACUGUAAAUGGAGCUUUACAGAACAUAGUUUAGUUUGUUUUGACAGAUGUGCAGCUUUGUGUUUUUUAAGCAUUUUGCACUUUAUCAGAAAAGCAGAAAGAGACAGGAAUGUCAAGCAACCCUUUUUGAAUAAGUGUGCGGGUUUAACUAUACAAACAAUGAAUUAUUUAUUGCAUCAUGAAACUGACAUCAUAUUGAGAACUUAGAGCAUAAAUGCUGUACAGUAGAGAAACUAUCUUUCCCAGAAAACUAUAUUAUGGAAAUGGUUUAUUUUAGUUACUUUCCAAAGUUAUGUGUCCAAAUGCGCCUGUUUUAGCUUCCUGAUGUGUGUGGUCCAAUCCAUUCUCCCAUGUUUAAGUCCCGUUAUUGUAGCCCAUCAAGUAUAUUUGCAGGUAAAUGCAAUCAUGGAAAAAUGCUAAUCUUUAGUCUUGUGAUAAAAUAAUGGUCUGCUUCUUAUGUGUCCUGAGAGUAGAUGAUCAGAGAUGAACCCUCUGCAUGUUAAGUGUAGAUUCUCUGAAAUGCAUCAGUGUAUCCCUGCAACAUGUAGAUUUAAGCUCAGCCCUAGUUGUUAGUUUUGGAAAUCCAAAUUAGAAGCUAAAGAAGCUAAGUUAUAAUCAUUUGAAAGUCAAAAUUCAGGCGUCGACUCUGCUACUUAGCGUAUAUUCAAUAGACAAUAGAGAUUUACAAGGAUUUAAGAUGGCCAAAAUGUAGACAGAAUGGUUUUUGUUUUUUAAGUCACUGCUGUACAUUACAAGUGUCUAUUCUAUUCAUGCCUUUUGUCUUUUCUAUUGUUAAAUUACAAUGCCAGCACAAACUGUAAAUUGAUUUUGAUUCUCCAUAUUAAAUGUUAUUUUUUGUUAUUAAACUAUCUGUUUAUUAUGCCUUUUCCCAACUGAUGACGGCUCAGUGUUUUUCAUGUUUCACCAAGAGUCAACUUUCCUAAAACAGAAGAUUAUUUUGUUACUGUGUUUGUGAGGUAUACUUUCCAAAAUAAGUUGAAGCAAUGGCUUAUUAAAGGAAUACUUCACCCAUCAA